This is a messenger RNA of Silurus meridionalis, 1028 nucleotides long. It is a transcript of the gene fam219b, whose product is annotated as family with sequence similarity 219 member B. The coding region runs from base 89 to 613 and encodes 174 amino acids. The transcript has 6 exons. The record is from RefSeq and is a predicted model, not a curated record. NCBI's taxonomy places the organism in Eukaryota, Metazoa, Chordata, Actinopteri, Siluriformes, Siluridae.
AACGACUCGGCUCGUCUGUGAGCGCAGCUGGAGUUGCAGUAAACAUGAACUAUGGCGUGACUGUCAGCUUUGUACUUACGGCUCCAGCAUGAACGACAUCAUGGAGGAACAGGAGAAGGAACAGGGCGGUUUGGUAGCCGGGUCUCCGUCCACAAGAGCGAGCAGGAGCAGCAAAACAAAGCCGGCCGCGGACGGAGGAAACCGUUCAGUGGAGAAGAGAGGACCGUAUAUAAUGGCCAAAUCUAUAAACAUGAAACUACAGAGACCCAGAGAGAUGGCCAGGAGAGUGUUCAAGAAGAAAGGAGCAGUCAUGCAGCAGCCCAGGCAUGGAGCUCAGAAUGUGAAGUUUAAUAAAGGAUAUGCAGCCCUCAGUCAGAAUGCAGAAGAUCCUCUAGUGUCUCUGGACUCGGACAGUGAUGUCGAGCUGGAGUAUUCAUCUGGAUAUUCCUCAGCUGAGAUUCACCCGGAUCUGAGCCGACAGCUGCUAAAAGACGGAUACCGACUGGACGAGAUCCCAGACGACGAGGAUUUGGACCUCAUUCCUCCCAAAGCCAUGGGUUCCUCCAUCUGCUGCUGCUCCUCCGACGGAACCGGGUCGUGCUGCCUGCAGUGAACUCUACUGCAGAACUUUUUUUUCCUCUCGGCAGGACGCGGCUUUCACUCGGCGACAGGAAUCGGAAUCCUGUCUCGGAGAAGGAAACUGUCACUGAGGAAAGCUGCAUAAUGGAACCGGCCGACUUUCUCCCACACCACGGUGGAAUGUUUCCAAGUUCCUGCAGCAGUGUCACUAAUCUCAUCUGCAUCCUGUUUUCCCCCAACCGACGUUCCGGAGACGCUUUUGGUUCCGGACGAUUUUUUUUUUGUUGUUGUUACAUUAACACAGCUUUACCGAAAGGUCACAGUACGAGGGUCGGAAUAAUAUCGAAUCGCAUGCACGAUCUCUGCACGAUCUUCCGAAUUUCAAUUCUCGUCCGUGUUAUUGUUACUGAGAACAGACGUAUUUUUUUAAAUAUAUAUAAAUGUAAAAA